This is a messenger RNA of Oikopleura dioica, 3009 nucleotides long. NCBI's taxonomy places the organism in Eukaryota, Metazoa, Chordata, Appendicularia, Copelata, Oikopleuridae. The record is from the annotation of a GenBank genome assembly.
AUGGGAUUCUUCGAUAAAAUAUUCGGCACCCAGCGCCAGAAAAAGAGGACCUUCGAGCACAUUAAGCGCGGACUAGAUCCUUAUUCGGAAUGGGAUCAGCUGGAGAAGCUCGGCGAUGGAGCUUUCGGCGACGUUUUCAAAGUGCGAAACAAAGUGAGGAGGGAUUAUGCCGCGGCGAAGGUGAUAGAAUUGGGCAAUGAGGAGGAAAUGGAAGAGCAUUACAACGAAAUUGCGAUUCUUGCGAAAAUUAAUCACCCGAGCAUCGUCAAACUCGUGGACGGAAUCUUCUACGAGAAGAAACUAUGGAUCCUAAUCGAAUACUGCGAGGGUGGUGCCCUCGACGACAUAAUGGAAAAGCUGGACCAUGGUCUGAACGAGGAACAAAUCCAGCUCGUUUCACGGCAGACGCUCGAGGCACUGAACUACUGCCAUUCAAUAGGAGUUAUUCAUCGUGACCUCAAAGCUGGCAAUAUUUUGCUGAUGAAAGAUGGCUCCGUCAAGCUGACGGAUUUCGGCGUUUCGGCGUUGAACGAUAAUGUCGAGCAAAUGCGGGAAACCUUCAUCGGCACUCCAUAUUGGAUGGCUCCAGAAGUAAUCAUGUGUGAAACGAGGAAUACGGAUCCUUACACUUAUUCAGCUGAUGUUUGGAGCUUCGGCAUCACAAUCAUCGAGCUCGUCGAAAUCGAGCCACCCAACAAUGAUCUCAAUCCGCAGCGCGUCUUGAUGAAGAUUGCCCGCUCGAACCCGCCAACACUCCAGGAUGCCAAGUCAUUUUCCGCCGCCAUGAACAGCUUUCUUGCAUUGUGUUUGAAAAAAGCGCCCCUCGAACGGGCCAAGUGCGUCGAUUUACUUCAGCAUUCCUGGCUCCAAGAUCUUGGAAAUAAUAAGCCAUUGAGACAACUUCUGGCUGAAGCGCGCGCAGAAGUGCUUACCGAAGUAAUCAAGCAGGAUGCCAACUCGCCAGCUUCCGUCUCUAAGUCAACGCGUAAAAACUCCGUCGGUUCUAUGUCCUCUCUUAGCUCCGAAGAGGAGAGUCCAGAAGUUCAACCCUCUAAAUAUGAAAAGGCCAUCCAUCAAAAGUUCAAUUCUGUAAGUGACACAAACUCUGAAAUGUCCCCAUCAACGGUGCCCCCCACUCCUUCUUCGUCUGGUGUUUCCGAAAUAGACGUCAUCGCCCCCCAUCCGUCUCCUGUAAAGAAGCGUCCUACACCACCCCCAGAUCAUGCAAAUGAUUCAUCUGGCGCGAGAAAAUCAGUUUCUAACUCUGCCCCGACAUCGAGAAGUUCAUCUUUCAAGAUGAAAACGGCGGAUAUUCAACCAAUUAGCCCUUCUGGUGCCAAAGGAACAUGGUUUGGGACGAGCAAGUCUUUGGCAAGAGCGAAUCCACAGUCGGCAGAAGGGAUCGGGGAAAUGUUCAAAGAAGAGAUCAAAAAAGAGGAUGAAGCGCUGGAGAUGUUAGAUAAUGUCUUGAUGAGCGAACAAGAAAAAGACCAACGCGCCGAAUCUAAAGAUGCUUAUUCCGCUGGAAAACCAACGAAGCCCGUUCAAAGAGGCGCCGCGAGAGAGUCGUACAGAAACGCAACUGCCGAAGAAAAGCCUGUAAUACACACGAGCACGGAACGAUCCGUCAAAGAAGAGGGCCAAGAAACGCUUCAGUACGAGAAGAAAGUGCCAACGAAGACCGAAAUGAAGAAAAAGACAGAAUUGACGCAUGAGGAGAAGCUAAAGAGACAGAAGAAAACGCUAAAAAAGACGAGAAAAUUUAUCGUCGAUGGAGAAGAAGUGACCAUCACAUCCAUGGUGACCGUUUCUGAUCACGAUGUUGAGCAAGAGUCGAAAAAGAGAAUCUUCCGCCGCCAGGAGCUUCAAGAUCUUCGAAAACUACAAAUCGAGGAACAACGAAAAAUGGCGAAUUUGAAUAUGCGUCUCGCUGCUCAAACUGAACAACUUGAAACAAAACAUGAUCGAGAGACAGCAGAUUUGGCGAAAAUCUAUCAAACGAAAAUUGAUUCUUUGGAGAAAACUCAAAAGUCGAAAAUUGAGAAAAUGGAGAGCUCACAAGCGAAGGAGCAGAAAGAAAUGCAAAAUCAAAGCCAUGCGCACUCAGAGCUCAAGCGACAAGUUACCGCGCAGUUUUCCGAUCGCAAAGCUCGUACAGAAACACUCCGUGCGCGAAAGCAGGAACUCAACUCGCAUCAAAAGUACAAAGAAAGUGCCUUCAAAGCGAAGCAAGAAGACAAGCUCAAAGAGGCGAUAACAAAAUACAGCGAAAACCAAAAGAAAACCGUUGCCGAAACAGAGCGCCAGUUCCUUGACCAGAAACAGGAAGCGCUCCUGGCGAGGGAGAAGGCGAUGUGGGACUUGGAGGAAAAACACUUUCAAGAAAAGCACCAGGUCGCAAAGAGCCAGUUGAAGGAUCAGUUCUUGUUGCAGAAGAUGCUGCUCAUGGCACGACACGAUAAAGAAAUGGAGCAAAUGAUAGAACACAACGAUCGUCUUAUAAAAGCGCUGCAGGAAAGACAGCGACUGGAAAAGUUGAAGCUUCCGAAAUGGCAAAGAAAUGAUGCUAAAACGAGGGAAAAUAUGUUCAAGCAAUCAAUCAGAAUACAAAACCCAGCGAUUCUAGAUAAAGAAAUCAACGAGAAACUAAAAGACUUCAAGCACAGCGAGGAUAAACGCCAACGAAACGAGAAGACGAGGCAAGAGGAUAAACAUGAUAGACAAUUACGAGAGCUGCAUACAAAAUGCGAAAACUAUAUUAGUGAAAUGAAGCAAAUCCAAAGUGAAAAGAAGCGUCUGUUGGUAGAAACAGAAGCUCAAAAACUCAAAGCUUUAGAUGAGAAUUUCAAGAAGAAGUUCGAGUAUUGGCGCAGCCAGCUCGUCCCACGAAAACAGGAGUUGGACGAACAGUUUGCGCGACAGAAAGCGGAGUGGGAACAGUUUUUCUCGCAGCAAGAUAUUCCAAACACUCCGUCCAGCUCGAAGCGUCUCAGCAACUUCUAUCGGUAG